CGACUACGUGGGAGUCCAGCCACAUAACCAUGAUAUCAUCAGAUGGCCCCACUCAUCCAGUAUUAUUAAUGGACUCAAUCCAUCUAAUGAAGAAUAACAGUUUCUGUCCUCACCCCUGUCUGGAGCUGCUGCCCGGAGCCCAGCCUACCCAACCCUCUGCCAUCUUUCCCUUCUCUGUGAUAUGAGCUCGGUUUCCUCAUCUAUAACAUGGGGAAAGGAUCUCUGUUCUGAAGAGUCAAAAGGUUGACUGUAUCCUGUAAAGUACUGGAAACAUCCGACGAGGAGGUGACCACCCCUCCAAGGGAAGCCUGUUAAAGGGCUAGAAGACCCUCCAGGUGAGCCCAUUUGCCUCCGGCGAGGCGGCGCGGCGUGACAUUCCUCCUCCGCAACAACAGAGGGCGAUGUGACCUUCUGCAGGCCCGUCCGACCACGGAGGCGGCGCUCUGGCCCCGGAAGUCUUUCCCCUCCACGUGGGGACGCAGGAUGGCGGCGGCUGUGGCGGACGAGGCGGCGGCGGCGCGCGACGUGCAGCGGCUGCUGGUGCAGUUCCAGGAUGAGGGCGGGCAGCUGCUGGGCUCUCCGUUCGACGUGCCCGUGGACAUCACCCCGGACAGGCUGCGGCUCGUGUGCAACGCGCUGCUGGCCCAGGAAGAUCCCCUGCCGUUGGCUUUCUAUGUCCAUGAUGCCGAGAUCGUCUCCUCACUGGAGAAGACUCUGGAGUCCCAAGCAGUGGAAACAGAGAAGGUCGUAGACAUCAUCUACCAGCCCCAGGCUAUCUUCAAGGUCCGGGCUGUGACCCGCUGCACCAGCUCGUUAGAGGGCCACAGUGAGGCGGUCAUCUCUGUGGCCUUCAGUCCCACGGGAAAGUACCUAGCCAGUGGCUCUGGAGACACUACUGUGCGCUUUUGGGAUCUCAGCACAGAGACGCCACAUUUCACUUGCAAGGGACACAGACAUUGGGUCCUUAGCAUAUCCUGGUCCCCAGAUGGCAAGAAGCUGGCCUCAGGCUGCAAGAAUGGCCAGAUUCUCCUGUGGGACCCAAGCACAGGGAAGCAGGUGGGCAGGACCCUUGCCGGCCACAGCAAGUGGAUCACGGGCCUGAGCUGGGAACCCCUCCAUGCGAACCCUGAGUGCCGCUACGUGGCCAGCAGCUCCAAAGAUGGCAGCGUGCGAGUCUGGGACACAACCUCUGGCCGCUGUGAGCGCAUCCUCACCGGGCACACCCAGUCGGUCACCUGUCUCCGGUGGGGAGGGGAUGGGCUUCUCUACUCUGCCUCCCAAGACCGCACCAUCAAAGUCUGGAGGGCUCAGGAUGGUGUGCUGUGCCGGACUCUGCAAGGCCAUGGCCACUGGGUGAACACCAUGGCACUCAGCACUGACUACGCCCUGCGCACAGGGGCCUUUGAACCCGCUGAGGCCUCAGUUAAUGCCCAGGAUGUCCAGGGGUCCUUGCAGGAGUUGAAGGAGAGGGCACUGAGCCGAUACAACCUCGUGCGGGGCCAGGGCCCAGAGAGGCUGGUCUCUGGCUCAGAUUACUUCACCUUAUUCCUGUGGUCCCCAGCAGAGGACAAGAAGCCACUGGCACGGAUGACAGGACACCAGGCCCUCGUCAACCAGGUGCUCUUCUCACCUGACUCCCGCCUCGUGGCCAGUGCCUCCUUCGACAAGUCCAUCAAGCUGUGGGAUGGCAGGACGGGCAAGUACCUGGCCUCCCUGCGUGGCCACGUGGCUGCCGUGUACCAGAUUGCGUGGUCAGCUGACAGCCGGCUGUUGGUCAGCGGCAGCAGUGACAGCACACUGAAGGUGUGGGAUGUGAAGACCCAGAAGCUGGCCAUAGACUUGCCAGGCCACGCGGAUGAGGUUUAUGCUGUCGACUGGAGUCCAGAUGGCCAGAGAGUGGCCAGUGGCGGGAAGGACAAGUGCCUCCGGAUAUGGAGGAGAUGAAAAGCCCCACAGCUCUCCCGGCUCCCACCUGGACUGCACCCCUGCAGCUGCCUGCCCUGCCGGAGAACCAGGGCAGGGGUUGGCAGUGCACAUUUCCCCUCACCAGUGGUGACCUGAGAACAUGCAGCCUGCUGUCGACAGACCUCUGGGAUGUCUCCCCACAGGGCCCCGCCUGUGCCAGACUCUGAGGCAGAAAUCAAGGGGUACAGGAGGUUAUCCCCAAACUCAGCCAGGGCUGCCACCUUGCUGGCACUGGCGGUGGGAGGAGCCAGCCCUAUGCCUGGGUCUUUGCUACCCUGCUCCUUCCCAAACGCAGCUCUGC
Messenger RNA from Tupaia belangeri chinensis (Chinese tree shrew), 2266 nucleotides. RefSeq names its product notchless homolog 1 (gene NLE1). NCBI's taxonomy places the organism in Eukaryota, Metazoa, Chordata, Mammalia, Scandentia, Tupaiidae. Gene Ontology annotation, cellular component: nucleolus. Gene Ontology annotation, molecular function: protein binding. The record is from RefSeq and is a predicted model, not a curated record. The transcript is spliced from 14 exons. Gene Ontology annotation, biological process: Notch signaling pathway; ribosomal large subunit assembly. Bases 484 to 1944 code for a protein of 486 amino acids.